Coturnix japonica (Japanese quail) is the source of this 1964-nucleotide messenger RNA. The record is from RefSeq and is a predicted model, not a curated record. Lineage: Eukaryota; Metazoa; Chordata; Aves; Galliformes; Phasianidae.
CCCCAGCGUUCGGGGCAGCCUGCUGGGGGGGAGCUGGGGCAGCACCCCAGCACCAUUCCCUGCCCCCCCCGGCAAUGCUGCAUCGGGAUCUGGAACCGCAGCCAGGCGCUGGUGCAGGGCUGCUGGGGGGGCGGGGGGGCCGCCUGCCCUUCUGCUUCGUGCACCCCCAGCCCCGCCGGACCCCCCGGAGCCGCCGUCCUCGUGUGUCUGUGCCACGGCCACCUCUGCAAUGGGAACGUCAGCGGGAAUGGGGGCGGCGGGGGGGGCACGGGGCCGGGGGAGGCGCCCCCUGAGUCGGCUCCCAGCGCGGCGCCGUCUAUGGGGACGCUGUGGCUGUGGGGCGCCGUCCCCCUCCUCCUCCUCCUCCUCCUCGCCUGCCUGGCUGCCCUGGGGCACAGAUGGACACGGGCUCAGAUGGGUCGGACCCCACAGAGACGCCGGGAGCUCAGAGCCCCCCCAAAGCCCCCCAGCCCGGACCUCCCUGCACUGCGCUUCCUGCAGGUGCUGCAGACCGGCCGUUUCUCGGCGGUGUGGCGGGGCACCCUGCAGCAGCGCCCGGUCGCUAUCAAGGCUUUCGCUGCCGGUUCUGCCCGGCGCUGGGCGGCGGAGCGGGCGGUGCAUGAACUGCCGCUAAUGGAGCACGAGAACGUGGCCAAACUGCUGGGAACGAGGGGGGCCGGACCGUGCGCCAGGGGGGGGCUCCUGGUGCUGCAGCUGUACCCGGCGCCGGCACCCAGCGCUAUUUGGCCCCCGAGAUCCUGGACGAGAGCCUGGACCUUCGCUGCUGGGGCCGUGCAUUGCUGCAGGCUGAUGUGUACGCGCUGGCGCUGCUGCUGUGGGAGAUCCUGAGCCGCUGCCAGAGCCUGAGCCCCGGUGUCCCGGUGCCAGAGUUCCGUCUGGCCUAUGAGGCUGAGUUGGGGGGCAGCCCCACGGCGGCGCAGCUCCGGCGUCUGGCGGUGGAGGAGAGAAGGAGACCAUUGAUCCCACCAACAUGGCACCGCACAGCGCAGCCGUCGGGGGCUCUGCAGGAGCUGCUGGAGGAUUGUUGGGACCCCGACCCCGAGGCUCGUCUGUCGGCUGAGCGCGCCCUGCAGCGCCUGCAGCGCCUGGCGGCCCCCCCGGAGCCACCAACACGGAGCUGAACGGGGUCCCAGAGCAGUUUUCACCAUGUGGGACCCCAAUGCAGCGCUCUUCGUCCUCUUCCUCCUCCUCCUCCAGCAGCGACUCUGACUGAUGUUAAUGCCCCCCAUGUCCUGGGGCCACCCGCGUCCUCCUGUGGGACCCCCACCCACGAGCACCUCCAGGACCACCCAGCACUGCCGGGACCACCUGGAGCCCAUGAGCACCUGGGACCAUCCGUGGCCACCCCAUGUCCAUGGAGACCCCCCCAUGUCCAUGCAGACCCCCCCAUGUCCAUGCAGACCACCCUAUAUCCAUGCAGACCGCCCUAUAUCCAUGUAGACCACCCCAUAUCCAUGUAGACCAUCCUAUAUCCAUGUAGACCACCCUAUAUCCAUGUAGACCCCCCCCAUGUCCAUGUAGAUCACUCUAUAUCCAUGUAGACCACCCUGUAUCUGGGUCCCCAUCCAUGACCCUCACGACCACCUGGAACCACCCACGACCACCCACUGAUGAUCCACGACCACCAGGAGCUGCCUGGGCCCACCCUGACCACCCCAUAUCCACAUAGGACCCCUGUGACCCCCCCAUAUCCACCCUGUCCAGCUGGGAGCAUCAUGGCCGCCCACAUCCCAUUCCCCACCGUGUCCUGUGCCCCCCAUGUUCCUUCACCCCAUGGGGCCUGCGCCUUGUGUGGAUGCUGGGGGGUCUAUUGGGGGUGUCAGCAUAUUAUGGGGUGUCACUGUGGGUCUGCCAGUCCCAUUGUGGGGCUGCUGGGGGCUCUGUGUUGUCCCAGCUGCCGGUGUUGCUGCUGCUGCCUCCCAAUAAAGCCCAGAGAAGCCUCA